Fragaria vesca subsp. vesca is the source of this 1164-nucleotide messenger RNA. RefSeq lists its product as uncharacterized. The coding region runs from base 156 to 686 and encodes 176 amino acids. The transcript has 2 exons. The record is from RefSeq and is a predicted model, not a curated record. Lineage: Eukaryota; Viridiplantae; Streptophyta; Magnoliopsida; Rosales; Rosaceae.
CGACAUUGACCUCUGGAGCCACCUUGUCCUCCUCUUCUAUAUAUUCCCCCACUCUGAUCCUAAUCACAAUUACAACUUUCAAUUGCAUACCCACUUCUGAAACCCUAAUUCCCUCAAUUCCCAAUUCUCUCUCUCGAUCGAUCAAUCCGAUAACAAUGGAGGGUGAUUCUGGUGUUGAUCUCUCGUCACUGAAUCUUCUCUCCGAUGUCGCCCUGCUUCUCCAAUCUUCUUCUUCGUUGAGUCUUUCUGCUUCUCAUUUCAACCCAGAUGGUAAAUUUGAUAGGUAUUCUUGUGAUUUCUUGGCCAAUUCUGCAACCCAGGUAUUGGUGGAGUUGAAGAUCCUGAAGAAGAAAGGGUUGCUGGCGGUUGUUGAAAACAAGUUGUUGAUACCCAAGAAGAAAAGGUCUAGCGUCAUGAAAAGGAAGAGGCUUUGUUGUGGAUUUGGGGAAGAUGAUGAUCUAGUUCAAAGAGUCAAGAGGCACAAAACUAGUGCUGCACAUCAAUUGGGAUCAUCAUCAUCUUCAGCACAAUUAGGUGUGGCUCUUCAUUCUCAAGAAAUGAAAAAGAAGAUUAACGGCCUUAUUGGUGGUGGAGACAUCUCACUCUGGUCAUUCCAAAGGAAAUCUCCGCUUCGCUUUUCUCUGAUCAAGCUUAAUGUCUCUGCCAGGACAACUAUGGUUAGUUAGUACAUUUGAUGAGGUAAUAGUAUUAUCUAGAUUCUUUUUGGGUUUAUUUCUUAUGAAUCUAAUUUCGUCGAAUCAAGUAGAUAUUCAUGUGGUUUCUUUACAUACCAUAUUGAUCACAUAUCUUCCUGUUUGUUUGUUUAUUUUUUCCGAGCUCUGCACUAUUUCUAGUCUUUCAGGAUUCUCCUCCUCCUAGUGGAACUCCACAGAGACUUCCUAACACUGAGGAGAUGCAGUUGUGUUGGUUUUCAAAUCUGAGCUCUGUUAAGUUCAUGACAAACCAUUGAGAUCAACGGAGGUGGAAAACUUCGGUAUUGUCUUUUAAAUGUUAGUGGAUUGUUUCUGUCCAUCAUUUUGACUGUUGCCACUUGCCACUGAUCAAGUUGGUUGAGGACUUGCAUGUUCAGAGAUGGUAUUAGCGAGAAAUGAUAGGUUAUGUAGUGUUGUCAUUACUUUUGUUUUUCUUCUCAUUAUAGCACCA